Messenger RNA from Metarhizium brunneum ARSEF 3297, 519 nucleotides. RefSeq names its product NADH-ubiquinone oxidoreductase 20 subunit (gene NUO20). NCBI's taxonomy places the organism in Eukaryota, Fungi, Ascomycota, Sordariomycetes, Hypocreales, Clavicipitaceae. Gene Ontology annotation, biological process: mitochondrial electron transport, NADH to ubiquinone. The record is from RefSeq and is a predicted model, not a curated record.
AUGGCGACCCGACGAUCUCAGUUCCAUCAGGAAGUCCUCAUCGACACCACGCCGCUCCCUGACAACGUCCCUGCUGUCAAGGAGAUUGGUGCCAGCUCCGCGCCUCUCUUGUCGGCAUCUUUCUUCAUCGGCGCCCGAUGCCGCGACUACAACGAUGACUACAUGCAGUGCAAAACGGAGAACCCCGGCCGUGGCGAGUUUGACUGCAUGAAGGAGGGUCGUCGGGUGACUCGCUGCGCUCAAAGCGUACUCACGGACAUCAACACCCACUGCCUCGCCGAGUUCCGCAAGCACUGGGAGUGUCUGGACGACAGAAAUCAACAGCUUUGGCAGUGUCGUCCUGCCGAGUGGAAGCUGAACAAGUGUGUCUUUGAUAACCUGAAACUCGAGAAGAAGAUUCCCGACCAGCCCAAGAACGUUACCCCGGUCGAAUUGAGGCCAAAGCAGAUAUUUUCUGAUGUUCGCAUUGGACCUGGGGAUGGCAAACCCUUUAUUGCGGGACAGGACGCGAAGCAAUAA